This is a messenger RNA of Phascolarctos cinereus (koala), 2711 nucleotides long. RefSeq names its product serine and arginine rich splicing factor 11 (gene SRSF11). The record is from RefSeq and is a predicted model, not a curated record. NCBI's taxonomy places the organism in Eukaryota, Metazoa, Chordata, Mammalia, Diprotodontia, Phascolarctidae. Gene Ontology annotation, cellular component: nucleoplasm. Gene Ontology annotation, molecular function: RNA binding. Gene Ontology annotation, biological process: RNA splicing.
GCGGCGGCGGCGGCGGCGGCGGCGGAGGACCCGGCUUCCCUUUCCCUCCCCUCCCUCCUCUCACUGUUUGUUGUGUGUUUGAUGUGUUAAAGCAGGAGCGAGCGAGGCCCGAGAGCGCCAUGAGCACGCCCACCGUCGUCCCCAGCGCCGCGGGCCCGGGCCCGGGCCCGAGCGGCAGCGGAGGCCCGGGCGGUGGCGGCGGCGUGCCCGGGGGCGGCAGCGGCGGCGGCACCGAGGUCAUCCAGGUGACGAACGUGUCCCCGAGCGCCAGCUCGGAGCAGAUGCGGACCCUCUUCGGCUUCCUGGGCAAGAUCGACGAGCUGCGCCUCUUCCCGCCCGAUGACUCGCCUUUGCCAGUGUCCUCACGUGUCUGUUUUGUAAAGUUCCACGAUCCAGACUCGGCAGUUGUGGCCCAGCAUCUGACAAACACUGUAUUCGUUGACAGAGCUUUGAUAGUCGUUCCCUAUGCAGAAGGAGUUAUUCCUGAUGAGACUAAGGCUUUGUCUCUGUUGGCACCAGCUAAUGCAGUGGCAGGUCUUCUGCCUGGUGGUGGACUUCUGCCAACCCCCAACCCCCUUACCCAGAUUGGUGCUGUUCCUCUGGCUGCUUUGGGGGCCCCUGCUCUGGAUCCUGCCCUUGCUGCUCUAGGGCUUCCUGGAGCAAACCUGAACUCUCAGUCUCUUGCAGCAGAUCAAUUACUGAAGUUAAUGAGCACGGUGGAUCCUAAGUUGAACCAUGUUGCUGCAGGUCUUGUUUCACCGAGUCUAAAAUCAGAUACCUCUAGUAAAGAAAUAGAGGAGGCAAUGAAAAGAGUAAGAGAAGCGCAGUCACUGAUUUCCGCUGCAAUAGAGCCAGAUAAGAAAGAAGAAAAACGGAGGCAUUCGAGAUCAAGGUCCCGUUCCAGGAGGAGGAGGACUCCUUCGUCUUCCCGGCAUAGACGGUCCAGAAGCAGAUCCAGAAGGAGAUCCCAUUCUAAGUCAAGAAGUAGGCGACGAUCCAAAAGUCCACGGCGGAGGAGAUCUCAUUCUAGAGAGCGGGGCCGAAGAUCCAGGAGCACGUCAAAAACCAGAGACAAAAAGAAAGAAGAAAAAGAAAAGAAGCGUUCUAAAACGCCACCCAAAAGCUAUAGCACAGCCCGGCGGUCGCGGAGCACGAGCCGGGAGAGGCGGCGCAGAAGGAGCCGGAGCGGAACGAGGUCACCCAAGAAGCCCCGCUCUCCAAAGAGAAAACUGUCUCGGUCCCCCUCGCCUAGAAGACACAAAAAAGAGAAGAAAAAAGAUAAGGACAAAGAGAGGCGAGAUGAACGAGAGCGAUCAACCAGUAAGAAGAAGAAAAGUAAAGAUAAAGAAAAAGAACGGGAAAGGAAAUCAGAGAGCGACAAAGAUGUCAAACAGGUGACGAGAGAUUACGAUGAAGAAGAACAGGGCUACGACAGCGAGAAGGAGAAGAAGGAAGAGAAGAAAGCCCCCGAGGUGGGCUCCCCCAAGGCCAAGGAGCCGUCUGUGGAGAAGGGCAGCGGGGAUUCCCUGCGGGAGUCCAAGGUGAACGGGGAUGACCACCACGAGGAGGACAUGGACAUGAGUGACUGAGGGGCCGCGCCCCCGCCGGCCAGCUGCGGACAUGCCUCCGUGUCAUUCCUCAUGUGGUCUCUGUCUGCCCCGUUUGUUACCCCAAACCUAGAUGUAUCUAGCUCUGAGCUAUAAAUGGUUGUCAAGCUCCUGAUCCUCCUUAUUCAUGGCCGGGGUGCCCUGGCUCCCCCUCCUGGGCUGGGGCUGUGCUGGUGGGCACAAAUGUGACCAGCUGCAUGCAUCUCCAGCAGGCAUGGAUUGCGGAUGUUGUAUGAUCUCUCCUCCUUUAUUAAAUAAGCUCACGUAGACAAUUUCUAGAGUUUGAUUCCUUACAGUACUAGAGCCGUAUAGGGAAUGCACUGAUUGCAUGUUAAUUGUGGCAGGAAUAUCCUCAAUGUUUCUUCCAGUCUACAUCAUAGAACGGAGUCUGCUUAGGGCCUUCAGUGGGUCAACAUGACAAAAUUAAGAUUCAUCAUUAACAUCAACAAUCUCCUAGGAGCUUCGUGGCUGAUUUUUCUGUGCUUUUGGUUUGGCUUUCAAAGAUUAAAGAUGCACUAGACUUUUUUUUUUAAUUAGGCCUUUUUUUCCCCCAAAGUUUCUCUUCCCCGCCCCCCCCCCAAAAAAAAUCUCUGGUAGCGAAUAGCAUAUUUUGAAAUGGAGUUCUACAUUUUUCCCUAACAUCUACAUUGGGAGUUAAGGUUUCUUGUAAUAUUAUCAGUGCCCAUCUUUGAAACUUACUUUGUACUGAUUUCCAUUCAUCCUGUUGUACAGUUUUUGUUAUGUUUUUCUUUUGGUUCUUACUGUUUUGAACUCAGUGUUGGGGGGAGGGAAGGUAGUGCAUUUUUAAUUGACAUUUGUAUGCUUUUAAAACAAUUCUUGAUAAUGUCCUUUUUAUUUGAUCUCAAGUUGUAUAAACUAAUAAAUUUGUGUUAACUGUCCCUGCAAUAGUAAUCUCACACACAGUGACUCCAGGUUAUAUGCAUAGUUAGGCAAGCCGUUUUCUUAGUUACCCAGUUCCAGAGCUUUUACUUUUGUGCAGGUAAAAACAGAAGUAGGCGACAUAACAGUCUGUGCCAUGUUGAUGUACAGUUUCUGAAAUUGUUUUACAAGACUUUGAUAAUAAAACCCUGAAACUUAAGCUCA